Molecule: messenger RNA, 318 nt
Organism: Nicotiana tabacum (common tobacco)
Lineage: Eukaryota; Viridiplantae; Streptophyta; Magnoliopsida; Solanales; Solanaceae
Source: RefSeq, a predicted model, not a curated record
AUGGGGAAGUCCAUAGAGUUGGCAAAGAUUCUCCAGAAAAGGAAGAUCAAUAUAGCUUGUGCCGAAGAGACUAGGUGGGUGGGGACUAAGGCACGAGAGGCAGACGAUUUUAAAUUAUGGUACUCUAGAGGUGUGAGGAGUAAGAACGGAGUAGGUUUUUUGGUGAACAGGAAACUUAGGGAGUUAAUGGUAGAGGUUAGGCGGGUGAACGAUAGGCUGAUGGCUAUUAAGCUUGGUGUUGGAUGGCUUACUCUAAACGUUAUUAGCGCUUACGCUCCUCAUGAGGGCUUGGAUGAGGAGGUUAAAAGGCACUUCUAG